Molecule: messenger RNA, 427 nt
Organism: Ictalurus punctatus (channel catfish)
Lineage: Eukaryota; Metazoa; Chordata; Actinopteri; Siluriformes; Ictaluridae
Product: histone H3
Exons: 1
Coding region: 9-419 (136 amino acids)
Cellular component (GO): nucleosome
Molecular function (GO): structural constituent of chromatin; protein heterodimerization activity; DNA binding
Source: RefSeq, a predicted model, not a curated record
UUGACGCUAUGGCAAGAACCAAGCAGACCGCCCGUAAGUCCACCGGUGGCAAGGCGCCAAGGAAGCAGCUCGCUACUAAGGCUGCUCGCAAGAGUGCGCCGGCUACCGGCGGCGUGAAGAAGCCUCACCGUUACAGGCCCGGCACCGUGGCUCUGAGAGAGAUCCGUCGUUAUCAGAAGUCUACUGAGCUGCUCAUCCGCAAGCUGCCCUUCCAGCGCCUGGUGCGAGAAAUCGCUCAGGACUUCAAGACCGACUUGCGUUUCCAGAGCUCGGCCGUCAUGGCCCUGCAGGAAGCGAGCGAGGCAUACCUGGUCGGUCUGUUCGAGGACACCAAUCUGUGCGCUAUCCACGCCAAGAGAGUGACCAUCAUGCCCAAGGAUAUUCAGCUGGCCCGCCGUAUUCGCGGAGAACGCGCUUAAACCACAAC